ACGGGCGGGGUGGGAGUGCGUUCUCCUAGCACAGCGUUGGGUAGGUUGUGAAAGAGGCGGGGGACUGCGAAUCCGCAGACUACAGUCUGUACGGUCGCGUACUCCUCAAGAGUGUGCAUCCUGAAAUAGCAGGAGAAAAAAGUUCCUACUAAACAGUUAUUUUGGUUGGUUGGUUUCACGAGAAGAAAGACUUCAACUGCAGGUUUCAACGGACCCCCCCACCCCUGCCCUACCCCAGCGAGACAUGAGCCUCCUCCCAGCCCUCCAUCGCUGAGCGGAGGUCGUGAAGUCCUUUUGAGCCCAGCCCAGUCAUGGCAGAGAGGGAGGGGCGCGCGGAGCUCGGCUUGGCUCCCGGCCAGGUGUACGUGGAGGUGGAGUACGACUAUGAAUACAAAGCUAAAGACAAGAUGGUGAGCAUCAGGCAGGGGGAGUGCUACCUGCUGGUGAGGAAGACCAACGAGGAUUGGUGGCAGGUGAGGAAGGAGGAGGGGACCAAGGCCUUCUACGUGCCCGCCCAGUACGUCAGGGAGGUGCGCCGGGCUCUCAUGCCUCCUCAGAAGCCCCUCCUCCCGGGGGGCACGGUGCGGGUGAAGCCCACCGUUCUGGAUAUACGCAGGGCCUCGGACGAGAACCUCAACAGGCCCCUGGAGAUGUCCAGUUUCGGGCGGCCCUCGCCGUCCUCCACGCCCUCGCCGUCCUCCGGCCACACGACCCCGCCCUCCCUGGCCAAAGACAGCAACCAGAACCCGGGGAGCCCACGGCACUGCAAGGGCGUGGCCGAGCUGGUCCUCCUCCACAACAACAAUAACCAUCUCCAUGGUAACUCCACCCUGCCGCGGCAACGGGCCGAUUCGCCGCCUCCCCGGGCGCCCAGGAACCACAACAAGAGCCCGGACUCGGACCAGAGCCCGCCCUCAGGGGACUCGCCAGGGGAGGGUUCGGAGAAGGCCCGGAACGACUCGGAAUCUGGAGACGAUCUGAGCAGCAGCUCCACUGAACACAUGCAGACCACUUCCCCCACGGGCCAGGGCCGCUCCGAGUCCCCGGUCUACACCAACCUCCAGGAGCUGAAGAUCUCCCAGGCCAACCUACCCCCGCUGCCCUCCAACUCCCCACUCCACAUCCUGGGCGACUGGGAGACCCACAAGGACCUGAGUGGGCGCCACUUCUACUUCAACCGUGCCUCGGGCGAGCGGACCUGGAAGCCCCCCCGGACCAGGGACACCAGCAGCAGCACCAGCAGCAGCGGGCGGGGAGAUCCCCACGGCAGCACAGGAGAGACUGAGCCUCUGUCCUCCGAGGAGAACUGCCUCAGCAGCACACACUCCAGUCAGUCAGACAGCCAGUACGGCUCGCCCCCUAGAGGCUGGUCCGAGGAACUAGACGAACACGGACACACGCUCUACGUGUCGGAGCACACCCAGGAGAAGUGGAUAAAGCACGUGGACGAGCAGGGGAGGCCGUACUACUACAGUGCAGACGGAUCCAGGUCCGAGUGGGAGCUGCCCAAGUACAACGUUUCCCCCCCUCAUGCCGACGACCCCCCCAAGAGUCGCAGUCUAGAGCGGAAGCAGCCUGACCCCAUUGUUCUCACCAAGUGGCGACACAGCACCUACGUGCUAGACCUCAACGACAAGUUUUCUUUCAAACUCAGGCCCUUUGGUUCUGACAGCCAGGGGAGGAGAUUUCGAUUCUUCUCCCGUUACCGAGAUAAAGAGUGUGCCACAGCCCUCAAGCAGAGCUCUCCCGACUCCUCCGACUCCUGCCCCUCAUCUCCCAAGCACCCCUUCACUCCUUCAGAGAAGUGUGGAGUCCUCAACGUCACCAAAAUCACAGAACAUGGAAAGAAAGUCAGGAAGAACUGGACCUCUUCAUGGACGGUCCUGCAAGGCUACUCACUGCUAUUCGCCAAAGGCCAAGGGGGUGGAACUAGCUGGUCCUACUAUCGUAGUGGUUCCAUCCCUGAGCUGCUCCUCACGCUGCUAAGCAACUGGAAGCGCUCGGUCAAGCCCCGCCCAGCCGUCUCCUAUGUCCAAUCUGGGCGUGUCCAGGCCGCCUCUAAGUUUGGGGGGAACCAGUCGAAACCCGAGUUCACCGUGGACCUCAGAGGAGGUUCAGUGGACUGGGCGUCUAAGGACAAGUCCAGCAAGAAGCACGUCAUCGAGCUGAAGACGCGUCAGGGGACUGAGCUUCUGAUCCAGUCAGAGAUCGACAGCGUCAUUAAUGACUGGUACCGAGCCCUGACUGACACCAUCAGCACACACGCAUGGGAGUCGGACGAGGCCAUAGAGGAGGACAUGCCAGAGUCCCCUGGAGCAGAGAAACAGGACAAGGAAAAGGACCAUCGAGACUCAAAGAAGAACAGAGCCAUGAAGACUUCAGUGAGUAUGGACGCCUCAGACCAGAAGAAGACCAGGGUCAAGCUGAAGAAGUUCCUCACACGUAGACCCACCUACCAGGCCGUCAGAGACAAGGGUUACAUCAAAGACCAGGUGUUUGGCUGCAGCCUGUCCAGCCUGUGUCAGAGGGAGAACACGUCCGUGCCCAACUUUGUCAAGAUGUGCAUCGACCAUGUGGAGGACACAGGGCUGAAUAUCGAUGGCCUAUACAGAGUGAGUGGGAACCUGGCGGUGAUUCAGAAGCUGCGAUUCGCUGUCAAUCAUGAUGAGAAGGUGAACCUGGAGGACAGUAAGUGGGAGGACAUCCACGUGACCACAGGUGCUCUGAAGAUGUUCUUCAGAGAGCUGCCUGAACCCCUCUUCACCUACAGCUCCUUCAGUGACUUUGUUGAAGCCAUCAAAUGCUCCGACCACAAGCUCAGAGUCAAUUCAAUAAAAGACCUAAUCAAGCAGUUGCCAAAACCGAACCACGAUACAAUGCAAGUUCUCUUCAAGCACCUAAAAAGGGUGAUCGAACACGGCGAGUCCAACCGCAUGACCACCCAGAGCGUGGCCAUCGUGUUUGGACCCACCCUCCUGCGGCCAGAGACAGAGACGGGCAACAUGGCGGUCCACAUGGUGUACCAGAACCAGAUAGUGGAGCUCAUUCUGCUGGAGUACGAGGGGAUCUUCAGGUAGAGAACACCAACCCAAGAGGAUGCUUUCCACUACUCUUUUUUUUUGGGGGGGGACGGGACGGGGACUGAACAUUGCUGUGGACCACGCAACUGCGAGCAUAAAAUAGCAACAGAAAAUGUUGUGAUCAUUCAUUAAUACCAUUAAAUAAAGGAAGCUACCAUUGAAAAGACUUUGCACUUAAAAAAAGAAAUUGUGAUCUGAGAAAAUGUACAGAUUUCAUUCACUUAUUUUCCGGUUGCCAUUCCUGCAUGUCGCGGGGCUUUUACUCUUGGGAACGCUGGAUCAGUGGGUUGGAUGAUGCACAGGGAUGCUUUGUGCAGAGCAGAAUGGGCUGGAAGGCGCCAACCUCCUAGCGUUCCUGUGGAUUUGCGCUUUCAGAGUAAAGUGUGUCCAACAUACACUGGAUUCCUCUGGCCAGUAUUCAAGCUCACUGCGAGCUACCAGACAGUUUUGGAUUUGGAAGGAAGAGGCUCAUGGGACUUUGAGUCUUUGUGAAAGAACUGGUGGAGUGACACUGCUGCUUUCUCAGAUGUCUUUGUAUCUUCCAGCUUAUGCGCACAGCAUACUCAUUUGAUGGCAGGUCAAUAGCAGACCAACUGUCCUUUUUAGGCCGAUUUGAUUUGACGAUGGAAUAAGCUGAAAACUAACUGGAUACGUCUGUGUGUGUUGUGGAUUGUUUACCUCUGUAAUGUCUUGUAUAAGCCCCAGUGCAAUGGAUAAAGUAUCAGUGUUAGUAAGUAUGGGGGGUGUCUCCUCUUUGAUAAGGAGAGGCAGCCCGCAGGAGAAACUGGAAGUCAUGGAACCCUCCCUCCUCAGGCCUGGACCCCACCCCCUCCUCCCACUCCCACUCCCCUCCCAGUGUUAAGCAGACAUUGUCCUGUGACAGGUCUGGGUCUGACUUUAUGGAGGAGUAGGAACCUGUGUUUGGACUGCAUCUGACCUGCUAGAGAGAGACUAGCGGUAGACUUUGGGUGUCCUCUGACUGGGUGUCUGCGUGUGUGUUGUAUAGUCUUGUAUGUAUGUGCUUGGUCGACCUCUGAGAAAACCUGUCAUUUGUCCGUGGACGACUCCACCCCCCCCUCCUACCCAUCCCCCCUCUGGAGUUACUGGAAAACAGGAAUUUGAGAAGUCUGUGAAAUUGAGUCUUAAGACUACUAUUUCAGAUCAAUAAUGAUUGCCUCGCCCUCACUUUCAAUAUCCCAACAACCAUCCUUCCCUUAAGGUUAUAUAAACAGUACUGGGACAGGAGAAACAGUCCGCAAAUAGUGAAACAUUUCAAAAGUUUAUUUUAUGUAAUUAAAUGAACUGGACUGUGACAUGCAAAACUAAUGGAUUUAUAAAAAAAAAACAAUUUAAGCAUUAUGUACAGAACCUACAAUGAAAUAAAAUAAUUAUUCAAAGUCCUUAUAGUAUUUGAAGUAUGUAUGGUUUGAUGCGUGGUUGGGACAUGUGUUUUCUAAAGCUGAUUAAUCAUAACUAUACAUAUUGAUUGUUUAAAAAGAAGUGAUUUUUGAAAGUGUAUCUGGGUUUUGGCGCAUGGUCAUCUGCACACUUUGAAUGUCAUUUUCAGACUAACUGCUGUUCGUGACAUUGCUAUGUCUAAUAAAUAAAAAAACUAA
Messenger RNA from Osmerus eperlanus (European smelt), 4696 nucleotides. It is a transcript of the gene arhgap12b, whose product is annotated as Rho GTPase activating protein 12b. The record is from RefSeq and is a predicted model, not a curated record. Gene Ontology annotation, cellular component: cytoplasm. Gene Ontology annotation, molecular function: protein binding. The transcript is spliced from 20 exons. The coding region runs from base 312 to 3077 and encodes 921 amino acids. Gene Ontology annotation, biological process: signal transduction; regulation of GTPase activity. NCBI's taxonomy places the organism in Eukaryota, Metazoa, Chordata, Actinopteri, Osmeriformes, Osmeridae.